CCAGCAUGAUAACCCAUAAUGUUAACAGGAAAUGACACUGGGUUGGUAUGAGUGUCUUCAUUGAGCCUAAUGUCACUUCACCACCUCUCUUGCUGCACAGUGCACACUUCUCUGUUUGACACAGCAAUGCCUAAACAUGACAUGUCUGAUCAUAUUUAUGACAACACUAGAUGGAUGAAAAAUAAUUCACGUGGAAAUAGGAAAUCUAACAAAGAGAAGAAAUGUAGACCUAUCUUUGCCAUUAUUGCUGCUUUCCUCCUCCUGUCUCUGCUUGUAAAUUGGGGGCUGGCAUAUUUGUAUUUCAAUAAAGACAAAAAUAUGUUGUUGCAUUGUGAGCCAGUAACAAACUGCUCAAUUUCAGAAAAUGAAGGUAGUCCAGGGUGCACGUAUGAGGAAUGGAGCUCUUUUGAUUACUGCCCAGAUUUGCCAGAGCAGUGGUUAAAAGGCAACGGCAGCUUCUAUGUUUUCUCCAACCACAACAAGACCUGGAGCUCCAGCAGAAAGCACUGCCAGGAUCUGGGUGGUGAUCUGGUCUUUAUUAACAACACAGAGGAGAAGGAAUUUCUUGCUCGGAGACUAUGUGUAACUGGUGAAUCUGAUCUCUACUGGGCUGGGAUCAGUGAUGGGAACUGGGCAGAUCUGAAUUCCAAACAACACAACUGUGCUGUACUCAAAGGGAAUACACAAGAAGACAUUUCUUGCUUGAGAGAAGAGAGGAGCAUUUGUGAGAUCCCAUGCCUUCAGUAGACCUAGGGGUUUCCUUUUUUGUAUGGUUGAUUAUUCGUUCUUUUUUUUUUUUUUUACUGUCCUCAUAUAUGUAUGAGUUUAUUCGUCUUAUUCGAUAUUCGUUUUUGUAUACUUGUUUUCAGAUUUCCAUAGUUUUCCAUAUGGAAUGAUAUAUGAAUAUAUACUUUAAUGUCAUACUUUUCACUUUUUUUUUCUUUCUGUACAAUGUUUGUGUACACAAUUUAUUAAGUCUAGUGAGUAAUUACAGAUUCCUCUUUAUUGUCAUUUUUUAAUUAUAAUUAACCAUGUGCAAAGCCUAUCUGAUGGUAAAUUCCUUCAAUAAUCUGUCUAUUUUGAAUAACUGUAUGUUAUAGACAUCCUUCUUAUGGUCUAUCUUCCACUUCCAUAGCAAUAAUAGUAUUUAAAAUGUUAUUUUCUAGCUAUGCUUUAUUACAUAUGCAGGCUAAUCUCUCUUUUUAAAUCUCAUCCUCUGUUGUUAACAGUAAACUUUUCUACAUAUUAAUACGUUUGUUGUAUAAUUAACUAGGUCCAUCAUUUUUUAUAUUUUUAUCUCAAGGGGUUUAAAUAGUUUUUACUAUUAACAAUAAAUCAUCAAAUUAUUUUUCUGUAGUCAGUACCAACUAUAAAAAGCAACAAUUUUACAAAAUAAUGGCAAAUUAAAAGACGUGUGAGGUAUCAUAUGGUUGAAAACAAACACCACUAAUAAGCAGCUGACUGGA
Molecule: messenger RNA, 1466 nt
Organism: Pimephales promelas (fathead minnow)
Lineage: Eukaryota; Metazoa; Chordata; Actinopteri; Cypriniformes; Leuciscidae
Product: snaclec 27
Source: RefSeq, a predicted model, not a curated record